CCUUCCCUCCUGCAGGUUGUGUUACCUGUGCUCACACCUGUCACUGUCUAAAGCUGCUCUCCAAAGCUUUAUCUCCCUGUCUCCGGAACUGUCGUCCAUCUGGGUUACCCUACAACAGCGAGGACAAAACAAAUAUGCAUUUACAUACCACUUUGUUUUAAUAGCGCAACUUCCGAUCGCUCUGGUAUCAACAUAGGAGUGAAAUAAUGGCACCUUGACCCCGUCCAGUCUAUUCAGUGUUUCGGAGAGAAAAGGUUUUGUUCGUCACCAGUGGCCCAUCAAUAGAAGAGAGAGAGAGAGACAGAGAGAGACAGAGACAGAGAGAGACAGAGACAGAGAGAGCGGUGAGAUUCAGCGCUGACUUGGUGGAUGUCUUAAACCAUGAAUAACCUGGGACCUCCGAUGAGGCAAGCCAAUGGAGUGGCCAGAUCUGACAGCAAGAUGGGCGCCAAGGCUCUUUACGAGCAACGGAAGAAAUACUCCAAUGUUAUAAUGCAGGACACGUCUCAGUAUCAUGUGGAGCACCUGUCCACCUUCAUGAUGGACAAGACAGAGUCCAUUGCUACAGUGGACGAUGCCAUUAAGAAGCUGGUGCUGCUGGACUCUAAAGACAAGAUCUGGACCCAGGAGAUGCUGCUUCAGGUCAACGACAAGGCUGUACGGCUACUGGAUGUCGAUACACAGGAAGAGUUGGAGAACUUCCCCCUGCCUACGAUCCACCACUGCCAGACAGUGUUGAAUCAGACCAGGUAUCCAUCUGUCCUACUGCUGGUGUGUCAAGACACUGAACAGCACAGACCUGACAUACACUUCUUCUACUGUGACGAGGUUGAGGCAGAGAUGGUCCAUGCAGACAUCGACAGUGCCCUGGGUGACAACAAACAUGGGAAGAAGAUGCGACCACAGACCUUGAAGGUGAACCAGGAGAAGAUGAAGCGCCACAGAGAGACCAUCAUCCCCCCCUCCUCGGCCCCCAAGGGCCCGACCCCAGGAGGCCGCGUGGCUGCCAUGAACAUGCAGGACGUGGAAAGGCGAGGUUCUGCACAGCAGGACCCAGAGUCCCAUGAAAAGCUGGCCCAGCGUAUUGAGAAAGACGUGCAAAUCCUGAACUGCUCCCUGGAUGACAUUGAGAUCUUUGUGGCUCGGCUGCAGAAGGCUGCGGAGGCCUUCUCUCAGCUCAACCAGCGCAACAAGAGUAAGAAGAUAAAGAAGAAAGGCCCAGCAGACGGCAUGCUGACCCUGAGAGCGAAGCCCCCCUCCGAGGCAGAGUUCAUUGACAGCCUACAGAAACUGAAGCUAGCGUUCAACCUACUGGCCAAACUGAAGAAGCACAUCCAGAACCCCAGUGCUUCUGAACUGGUGCACUUCCUCUUUGGCCCCCUGGAGUUGGUGCUCCAGUCCUGUGGUAGUCCAGAGCUGCCCCGCUCGGUGGUCUCCCCUCACCUGUCGAGAGAUGCGGUAGACUUCCUGAGAGGUCACCUGUCGCCUAAAGAGAUGACCAUCUUUGAACUGCUGGGAGACGGGUGGACACGACCUAGAGCGGACUGGCCGCGGGACCAGUGUGCUCCUACUUACUUCCCUAAAUUCAGGAACGGGUGGGAGCCCCCAGUUGAGCUGUUCAGGACCUCCCCGUGGGAGACAGAGGGAUCAGGGGAACCUCCCAGGUCCCCCAUAUCCAACCUUCUGUCCCCCUACAAGUCAGACGAGAUUUUUGGAACCCACUCUUUAAACUCAUCGAAUGGGUCCAACAAUGGGCUGACCUCCUCGUCCCGUAAAUAUGCCAAGAUCCGCUACCACUUUGUGGCCCGCAAUGCCAACGAACUGUCAGUGCUGCAGGACGAGGUGCUAGAGGUGAUAGAGGACGAUAAACAGUGGUGGAAACUGAGGAACAGGAGUGGCCAGUCAGGAUACGUCCCCUACAACAUCCUGGAUGUGGUCAAACUAGAGGAACCACAAGGCAUGGCUGGAGCUCUCUAUAGCCAGCCCUACAGCCCAACCUCUCCCCCCAGCUCUCUAGGUAGAGGGGAGAGCUUUGACAUGGGCCGCUUCAAAGACUCUCGGACACACCAGAUGGAUGAGGUGAAUGAUGAGUUGUUGAAGAGGAUCACCAGUAAUAAGUCCCAUCCUCCAGGCCGUAACUUCAGGGUGGAGCGCCCCUCAGACAGCGGCUCCUCUGCUCCUCUCACCUUAGACUCCAGCCCACCGCAGGUCACCGCCUGGCUCAAUGCCAAGGGAUUCUCUAAACCGACGGUGGAGUGCCUGGGGAACCUGACGGGUGCUCAGCUCUUCUCUCUGAACAAGGAGGAACUGAAGGCAGUGUGUGGAGACGAGGGAGCCAGGGUCUACAGCCAGACCACCGUGCAGAAAGCCCAGCUAGAGAAGAGCCGUGGGGAUUCAGAGCUCCAAGAGAUCAUGAGACGACGACAAGAGAAGAUCGACGCCGGCAAGGACUGAUCUGGGCAUGCUCAAUGACUGUCAACCAAUCACAGCUCAGCAUGGCUGGUCACCAUAACAAUCCCUCUCCAGUACCAACCAACCAGAAGCCUUCCCCUCCCACAGUGCCCACCAUUUCACCAACUAUUUUUAUCAGACAAUCAACAGUUAACAUAAAUGUUAUAUACAUUUUUUAAUUAUUUAUUUUUCUUCUUAGUAAAUGUGUAUGUUUACCUUUUUCUUCAAUGAUGUUCUCUAGUAAUUAUGACUGUUGCUUUUUGCUGCUUUGCCUGACAAUGUUUCUAACUUUGUAUAGUGUGAGGGACCAUAUUAAUUUACAGGUAUAGUAGUGAGGGACCAUAUUAAUUUACAGGUAUAGUAGUGAGGGACCAUAUAAAUUUACAGGUAUAGUAGUGAGGGACCAUAUGAAUUUACAGGUAUAGUAGUGAGGGACCAUAUGAAUUUACAGGUAUAGUAGUGAGGGAUCAUAUGAAUUUACAGGUAUUGUAGUAAGAGAGAGUUUGUGUAUCUGUGUGUGACUGAGGGCUGUGUGUGUCCUUGUUUUAUUUCCAGGAAAUUCUUGAAGAAAUGUUUUUUUUUUUGUGAAAUCAAAUCCAGAAGGUCCUCAAUGUAUAUUGUCAAAUUGGAUGUUAAUGUUCACAUAUCUGAUUAUACUCCACUGUAUUAAAAUGUUAUACUGUUUACUGAAUAAUGCUACAUUAUAGUUUUGAGCAGUCUGUGAUCUAUUCUCAUAUCCCGUCACACUGUCCAUAUUGCAAAAUACCCUCUAACUAUUACUAAAUAUAGUUCUGUAAUUCAUUUUACAUAUCCUCCAACUAUUGCAUCCCUGUGCCACAGUCUAUAUGAAGUAUGUUUUACAUUUGCAAUUGUCAUCCAAUCAUAGUUCUGUUCUGUGUACACGUGUUUAUUCCUUCAAUAAUAAACCCAAGUUCGGGAUUCAACUCUA
Messenger RNA from Salmo salar (Atlantic salmon), 3400 nucleotides. RefSeq names its product EPS8 signaling adaptor L2 (gene eps8l2). Gene Ontology annotation, biological process: positive regulation of ruffle assembly; regulation of Rho protein signal transduction; Rho protein signal transduction. Gene Ontology annotation, cellular component: plasma membrane; ruffle membrane; vesicle. NCBI's taxonomy places the organism in Eukaryota, Metazoa, Chordata, Actinopteri, Salmoniformes, Salmonidae. Gene Ontology annotation, molecular function: actin binding. The record is from RefSeq and is a predicted model, not a curated record.